Chinchilla lanigera (long-tailed chinchilla) is the source of this 1260-nucleotide messenger RNA. It is a transcript of the gene Acy3, whose product is annotated as aminoacylase 3. Bases 161 to 1111 code for a protein of 316 amino acids. Gene Ontology annotation, molecular function: aminoacylase activity; hydrolase activity, acting on ester bonds. The transcript is spliced from 7 exons. Lineage: Eukaryota; Metazoa; Chordata; Mammalia; Rodentia; Chinchillidae. The record is from RefSeq and is a predicted model, not a curated record.
AGCCCACACCGCCUACCCCUUGCUGUCCUCCAGCUCAGCAAAACUCUUCCUGCCUGGUGAUCUUGGCCACAUAAAUACUGCGUGCCUAGGGGCGACAUUCCAGCCCUGGUGACCUGGGGAGCCCUGAUCCUCACUGGCAGGUGUCCCGCCUCGCAGGGGGAUGUGCUCGCUGCCCAUACCCCUGGAGCCCCUGUGCCGUGUGGCUGUGACCGGGGGCACCCAUGGCAACGAGAUGUCUGGUGUCUACCUGGCCCGGCACUGGCUGCGGGCCCCAGGGGAGCUGCAGAGACCCAGCUUCUCUGCUGUACCCGUGCUGGCCAACCCAGCAGCCACCGCCGUCUGUCGCCGCCACAUAGGCCGUGACCUCAAUCGCACCUUCACCAACACCUUCCUUACUUCCAAGCCCACCCCAGAUGAACCCUACGAGGUCACAAGAGCCCGGGAGCUGAACCAGCUGCUGGGGCCCAAAAACUCCAGCCAGGCCUUCGACUUUCUCCUCGAUCUGCACAACACCACCGCCAACAUGGGCACCUGCUUCAUUUUGAACGUCACAGACAUCUUUGCCAUGCACCUGUGCCACCGCCUACAGCUGCAGCAUUCGGAGCCGCGCCCCCGGGUUGUGGUAUUCAAGUUGUCCCAGGAGGAAACAUUCAGCAUUGACUCAGUGGCCAAACACGGAAUGACCAUAGAGCUGGGCCCCCAGCCUCAGGGCGUGCUGCAGGCCAACCUUUUCUCCAGGAUGAGAUCCCUGGUGGCCUCUACUCUGGACCUCAUUGAGCUCUUCAACCAGGGCACAGCCUUUCCGGCCUUUGAGAUGGAAGUCUACAGAUUCCUGAGCUGCACGGACUUUCCACACACAGAGGACGGGGACCUGGCUGGCAUGGUGCAUCCCCAGCUCCAGGACCAGGACUUUGAGCCCCUGCAGCCUGGUGCACCCAUCUUCCAGAUGUUCAGUGGCGAGGAUGUGCUCUACGAGGGGGACUCCACUGUGUACCCCGUGUUCAUUAAUGAGGCUGCCUACUAUGAGAAGAACAUUGCCUUCAUGAAGACAGAGAAGGUCACGGUCUCAAUACCUGCCUUGCCUGUGCUGAGCCCAGCUCCGGCCCACUAAUUUAGUCACACUUGCCUGGCCUCAGCCUUCCCAUCUGAACAGUGGGUGCUGAGGUACAGGGCUAAGCCCAGGGACCUGUGCACCAUGCUCCUUGUCAGGUCACCCAAUGCCAGGUCUAUUUCCUGUUAUAAAAUGGAAGAUGUUCCGGG